UUGGCUAAAAAAAAAAAAAGAGUCACAGCUCACUACUCACUCACUCCUCCCUCUCUUCCUCGGCUGCUACUAACCCUACCGGCCGGCGGCGGCGGCGCAUCCACCGGGCGGUGGCAGUGCACGACGGGAGGCGGCGCAUCGCCAGGAGGCAGCGCGUCACGGGCACGACGGGUGGCGGGCACAACGGCGCCGACAACCGAGCAAUCCACUGCCAGCCUCAUCCUUCUACCUAACAAGAAGAACGGCAGCCGCCAGCCUCUUCCACCGAAGCGCGGCAGGCAGCCAGAGCCGGUCGCGCUCCGCUCGCCGACGCGUCGAGUGUCAUUGGAUUGGUAUGGAGUGGUGAUCCAUCCCAACUUACGGUUGUUUUCUUUCGUUGGUGUGUAGGUUGCUGAGAAAUAAACAUGCCAGCAGGCGAAAUCCUACGAGCAGAGCUAUCAUCUAGGACACCGCCUUUCGGUCUGAGGCUAUGGGUUGUGAUUGGCAUUAGUAUUUGGGUGGUAAUAUUGUUUAUACUUGCUUUCAUGUGCUUCUGGUCCAUAUAUCGGAGGAAGCCAACGAAAUCUUUUGAUAAGAUCCCAGUAUCUCAAAUUCCGGAUGUCUCCAAGGAGAUUGCAGUAGAUGAAGUGCGUGAGCAUGCUAUUGUUGAAAACUUCCGUAUGCAAGAAAGCCAUUCCCUGACAGUGCAGGAGAAAAAUUACGAAAAAGAUUCAGGGAAAAUGCUGGCACACUUGGUUAGGAGCAAAUCGAGUGAUGCUGAUAAUUUGAGCCAAUGCAGCUCAGCGUACCAAUGUGAAAGGGCUGGGAGUUCAUAUUCUGGCGAUGAAGGCAGCUCAGGCAAUGCUAUGAGGCAGUAUUCUCAAUAUGCAACUGUCACUGCAUCUCCUUUGGUUGGACUUCCCGAGUUUUCGCAUCUGGGUUGGGGUCAUUGGUUUACUCUGAGGGAUUUGGAGCAUUCAACCAAUCGGUUUUCUAAGGAGAAUAUCAUUGGAGAGGGUGGAUAUGGAGUAGUUUACCGUGGUCGACUCAUAAAUGGGACUGAUGUUGCAAUAAAAAAGCUUCUUAAUAACAUGGGGCAGGCAGAAAAGGAGUUCAGGGUUGAAGUUGAGGCUAUUGGUCACGUCAGGCAUAAGAAUCUUGUCCGCCUUCUAGGUUAUUGUGUUGAAGGAAUCCACAGGAUGCUUGUGUAUGAGUAUGUGAAUAAUGGGAACUUAGAGCAGUGGCUUCAUGGUGCCAUGCGUCAACAUGGUGUUCUUACUUGGGAAGCCCGGAUGAAAAUCAUUCUUGGAAUCGCUAAGGCGCUUGCUUAUUUACAUGAAGCCAUAGAGCCAAAAGUUGUGCACCGUGAUAUCAAAUCAAGCAAUAUCCUAAUUGAUGAAGAAUUCAAUGGCAAACUUUCUGACUUUGGAUUGGCAAAGCUUUUGGGUGCAGGGAAGAGCCAUGUCACGACUAGGGUUAUGGGAACUUUUGGGUAUGUGGCCCCUGAAUAUGCCAACACAGGUCUCUUAAAUGAGAAGAGCGAUGUCUACAGUUUUGGUGUGCUACUAUUGGAAGCAGUAACUGGGAGGGACCCAGUUGACUAUGGUCGGCCUACUAAUGAGGUGCAUCUGGUGGAGUGGCUCAAGAAGAUGGUCGGCACGAGAAGAGCCGAGGAAGUAGUGGACCCUGACAUGGAGUUGAAACCAACCUCUCGGGCUCUUAAGCGCGCUCUUCUAGUGGCGCUGCGGUGUGUCGACCCAGAUGCUGAGAAGAGACCCACUAUGGGCCAGGCUGUUCGGAUGCUCGAAGCGGAAGAUGUCCCGUCACGGGAGGACCGGAGGAGCCGGAGGGGUCACUCCAGCAACGCGGAUACAGAGUCCAAGGCUAGCUCAAGCGAGUUCGAGAUAAGCAGUGACCGAAGAGAAUCAGGACCGUCCGCGAGGUAUCAGUCCUAACUUCUGAUGAGAGCAGAUCAUCGUGGUCAAGAACUCGACGUCGGACCGGCGAGCAUUGGAGGAAUGGGCGUGGAUGGAUUGUAGAAAUAGGAAAGAACAUUGCAUUUUGUAUUGUAGGUAUUAUCCUUGGUGGUAGCUAGAACAGAGUCAGAUCGAUCUGGGAGACGGAGACUUGCUGUAAUCUAUGUAAUCAACCGCCGUGGCGUGCGUUUUCCUUGUGUUGUGGUUCCACGUUCUCCACGGGACACGGAUGCACCUCCACUGAUGGCCAUCACAGUAUUGCGUGGUUUCUGAAUAGCCCAAUAAAGGCCGCGAUACUUGGCAAACCUUCA
Molecule: messenger RNA, 2266 nt
Organism: Phragmites australis (common reed)
Lineage: Eukaryota; Viridiplantae; Streptophyta; Magnoliopsida; Poales; Poaceae
Product: probable receptor-like protein kinase At2g42960
Exons: 8
Coding region: 405-1934 (509 amino acids)
Biological process (GO): protein phosphorylation
Molecular function (GO): protein kinase activity; ATP binding
Source: RefSeq, a predicted model, not a curated record